AUUAUCAAAUUUGAUUCGUUUCAGAAAAAACAGUGAAAGAAAGAAGCAGAGGAGAGGAGUCUGCUUUUCUUUUAAGUGAUUCAAGUUAAGUUUAACAAUAUAUUUGCUUUGUACCGUUAGUUUUAAGGGAUGGGACUAAAACCAUACACUUUUUAUAUACUUUAAGGACUAUUACUUUCACUUGACAUAUAAUAAGGAGCAAAAUAAUCCAGCCCCUAUACAUUAGGGACCAUUUUGAUCAUUUCCUCUCCAUUUGACUGGUUUGUGAAAAGGGCUUCUUCUUCUUCUUCCUUUUUUUCUUUGAACUAAUAGGGGCUUCGUUUUGAAUUCUUUCAAAUUUGUGUAAUAUAGAGCUUUCAAAGAGAAGAAAAAAGAUCCAAUUUUAUCUGGUAUAUGCAGAAAAGAUUCAAUUUUUAUAUUUCACACCGAAAAGGUUAAAUUUUUACCUGUUAUAUGCAGAAAAGAUUAAAUUUUUACCUGUUAUAUGCAGAAAAGAUUCAAUUUUUACCUGUUAUAUGCAGAAAAGAUUCGUCUAUGCCACGUGGGGUUUUCAGAAUGAGGUUGAACUGUUUCAGUGAUAGUAAAUUCUUCAGUUCCUCAACCCCUUUGGCUCCUAUUCCCCUCCCUUCUCCAAAGGAGACACAUCUUUGGUAUGUAAUACCAAAUGAAGUGAAGGGUGAGUCUCUUUUGAACAAAUAUAUGGAAAUUUUAUCACCAUGUGAGAAAGAAAAUGUGUUUAGUAUGCGUGGAGAUGAGCAGAGAAAAAGUGCUUUACUUGCCCGUACGUUGGUUAGAACCACCAUUGCAAGAUAUCAGAUAAAUUCUUCGAUCCAACCCAUAUCCCUCAAGUUUAGGAAGAGCAUUCAUGGGAAGCCUGAGGUAGAUUGGCAACACUGUGAUCAUUGUGAGCCUUCUCCUUUGCAUUUCAACAUCUCACAUACAUCAUCUCUGAUAGCUUGUGGCGUUACAAUGAAUUCUCCUAUUGGCAUCGACGUGGAAGCAAAGCAAAGGACAGUAAAGCACAAUGUUUUGACUUUAGCUAGAAGAUACUUCUCUGAACCUGAACUUCAAGUGUUGGCUGCUAUUAAGGAUCCCCAUCUUCAACAUCAGGAGUUUAUCAAAUUAUGGACACUAAAGGAGGCAUAUGUGAAAGCACUGGGGAGAGGUUUCUCUGGUGCACCUUUCAAGACGUUUACAGUUCGUUUUGGGAGUGGUAUUGGAGAAAGCCCUCACCUCUCUCGAUAUUCAAAUACUGAGGCAUCUGAAAUAUCAGUGGAUAUGUUUGACGAUCCCAGUGAUCUAACAAGCAAUUGGCAGUUUAUGCUCCUGGAGUUGGCCGGUUCACAUUAUGCUGCCAUUUGCACAGAAAAGGAUGUCACAAGUGAAGGUAAUAAGAGUGGUCCUAUGAAGUUAACAGUCAGAAAGACGAUUCCAUUUGUUGAAGACGAGUGUGUUUCUGGAACAGAGGCAGUUCGUGUACUUUGUGGCUUUUAGAUAAUACAUACUACAUACCCCUUUCUCUGUUGAAAAGUUCCAUCGAUGCACUGGAUGUCUAUAUAUUGGAUACAACAUGGAAAAAAUUGAAUCUUCACCAUGUUUGCCAACUUGGUCAUUCUGUCUUCUUUUGUGGGUAGCAGUCUUUGUGUUAUGACAUGUCCACUGCAUAUUGGCACUAACAUUCUUUCAGUUAGUAUUUGUUGAAAGCAAUGUGAUCGUGCCAUCUGAAAUUGGUAUUUUUUUCUUAGUAAUAAAGGUUGUGUCAGGUCU
Molecule: messenger RNA, 1767 nt
Organism: Nicotiana tabacum (common tobacco)
Lineage: Eukaryota; Viridiplantae; Streptophyta; Magnoliopsida; Solanales; Solanaceae
Cellular component (GO): cytosol
Molecular function (GO): holo-[acyl-carrier-protein] synthase activity; magnesium ion binding
Source: RefSeq, a predicted model, not a curated record